UCUAGCACGCAGCCUUCGAAACGAGACACAGCCUGACUUCGCUUGACUGAACCAAGUUCUUUGUGUUUUUCGUAGUUUUGAAUCUGAUCUAUCCUCGCACUUUAAAUUGUCCCUCACCAGUGUCCGUAGUAAACAGUUAUGGCUUCCUCCGAAACGCAACCUCGCUUCGGUCAAUCUGUGAAAGGGUUACUGUCGGAUAAGGUCACUUCUUGCAGUGGAGAUGUGAUCGCUCUAACUCGUCAAGUGUUAAAGGGAUCCCGGAGCCAAGAACUGCUUAGUCAGGCAGCUAGAAAUAUGGUAAUUCAAGAAGAUGCAAUUUUGCACUCUGAAGAUAGUCUACGGAAAAUGUCUAUUAUAACGACCCACUUGCAAUAUCAGCAAGAAGCCAUUCAAAAGAAUGUAGAACGCUCAAAAAACCUGCAGGACCAGCUGAAACAUUUGAUGAAAUAAUGGAGCUGUGUGCAUACACAAGCCUCCUUCUCUGAUUUUUAAUUGGUUUUCAACAGUAGAUCAAACACUUUGAAACGCACACUGCUCACAUUAUUUGAGACUUUCUGAGAAUUACUCAUAUUGCAAAGCAGUUAUACUUUCAAAAGAUACAUAGACUUACCUCCUCCUGUCCUGUAUGACCUACUUUUGGGUGGUCGUUUCAAAACAGCCGCAAGACCUUCAAGUGAAGGCUUUUCUGUUAGAGAUUGUUUCCAGGGUUCAUAUUUGUCUUUUUGUAUUGGUAUAAAUACAACGUGCAAGGUUUUUUUGUCUGAUUUUUAAGCAUUGAUUUGCUUAAGAACAUUUACUUUUAAAUCUUGCUUAAAGAAAGGUCCCAUUCACUGUUUAACAAAUGUGUAAAAAAAAAUUUUGUGGUAUAAAUGUGUAUGUCUUGUUUUAUGGUGUUUUUGUUGUGCCAUAUUUAUUUGAACAUACAAUGUUUGUAUGAAAUUUCACUCAAAAACAUUUCUGCAUGAUUUGUCAGUUAAUUAAUGAAGGGUAUUUUUCUGUCAAAGCUUGGAUUAACUUCAUAAAAUGUAUGUGGACAAGUAAGACAAAUGGAAGAAACGUGUCCUUUGGCAAGUGCAGCACAGGGAUACAUAAUAAAGUGUAUCCCACAUGCAAUAUCAGCAGCUCCUCUGCAAGGGCAAGCAGAUGGAUGUCCUAGAGCGAGGCCUUGAACUCCUUUGGAUUCGGCUACAAAGUUUUGAAUUAUGUCUGCAAGACGUGCGCAUAGAUUUUUACAUGAGAGUCAAAAUAUAAGUAUGAGGAUAAAAGUCUACAAUUGUUUCAUUGUAACAUCAGAUGGAAAUUUCAUUUUUUCCCUUGAUAAUAAUUAUAGACAGUGAUGAAAAAUAUUAUUCAAGCAAAAUUGUUGCAUGUGCAGCAGGUAUACGGCUAAUAAAGGCCAAGCAUUAAUUUUAAGUGCUUGAUAAGUGGUCUUGUACUCUGCACGUCAGCGCGUUCAUACUCACAAGAUCAUGGGAGCUAGUAUUGCAAACCUUGAGCUGGAAAGAAUGUUCUGUACCUCCCUUAGUUCAACUUAUCAGUGCCCAAGGUUUCUAAUAAUGCACUCUUAUAACCCACAAUUAUGUGGUAGUUUAAAAGCAAGUCCUGAGUUAGGCAUUAGUAUUACUCUGUGUUUUUGUAAAAAGAUAAUGUCUUUUGUCCUUAAACAUCCAAGAUAUGGAUAUUCUUUGAAAAUUGUUGACAACUUUUUCAGUUGACUACUGUGUGAAACAUUCACAGCAAUCUCUCAGUGCAGUUGAUUUUUUUCAGUUUGUAAAUCAAAUAGAUUUUUGUUUAUUAUUUUAUUAAUUUAGGUUUAGAAAGAUCAGUACUGGUGACAGUUACAAAUAUGCCACUGAGAGUUGCAGAGUGUAAAUAAUCAAACAUGUUUCUGUAAUUAUAUCUCAUUGUAUAAUAAAUUAAAAAUAUUUACAGAAUUAAGCAUGGUU
Molecule: messenger RNA, 1946 nt
Organism: Myxocyprinus asiaticus (Chinese sucker)
Lineage: Eukaryota; Metazoa; Chordata; Actinopteri; Cypriniformes; Catostomidae
Product: BLOC-1-related complex subunit 7-like
Exons: 5
Coding region: 139-450 (103 amino acids)
Cellular component (GO): BORC complex
Source: RefSeq, a predicted model, not a curated record